Molecule: messenger RNA, 1527 nt
Organism: Carassius auratus (goldfish)
Lineage: Eukaryota; Metazoa; Chordata; Actinopteri; Cypriniformes; Cyprinidae
Product: ras association domain-containing protein 8-like
Exons: 4
Coding region: 97-1440 (447 amino acids)
Biological process (GO): signal transduction
Source: RefSeq, a predicted model, not a curated record
ACCUUUCCAUGUACACCAGGACAACAUAUACCGAACUGCCUCUUAUAUUAGUGCAAGGAUUUUACUACGCAUCAAUUUUCUGAACAUCAAGACAGAAUGGAAGUAAAGGUGUAUGUCGAAGGAGUCCAACGCAUAGUUUGUGGAGUCACUGACAAAACAACAUGUCAGGAGGUGGUUAUCGCUUUGGCACGGGCACUUGGUCGCACUGGCCGAUACACUCUGAGAGAAAAAUUCAAAGAAUUUGAACGUAAUGUGACUCCGGAUGAACGUCUCUUGGAGUCCUUGGAAAAAUAUGGUGAGCAAGCUAAGGAGGUGCAGCUCACUUUGAAGCAUAUCGGUCCAUCCCUUGAGGAAGAAACAAACCUGCCCAAAGCCCAAAUGAGGCGAGUAGAGGGAACAGGGAGAGCGCGAAGAGGCAGUGGGGCAAUCGCCCUACACCGCCAGAGCCUCCCACCACUGUCAUGCCUCUGCCUCCACUCCGAGCCACCACCCGAGGAACCGAAGAGACCCAAGCGGAAGUCACUAACGCUAAUGGAGGAAGCAUGGGGUUGGUUGGAAAACUUGGGCAGAGGCGGGAAGCAGCAAUCUUCCCUGGCCUCUGGGAUGCCGGAGCCAAAAGACAAAAAUAGAGUUGCACCACAUAAGCCUUUGAUCAGUUGUCUUGGGAACCAUGGGAGAUGCACUGAUGAGAGUGCUGUAUGUGAGAGACGAGAGGAAGAGGAACAGAAAGGUGCUGAGGAGGACCUAAAAAGCUUAAAUCCAGUGGUCCAAACAAUCCAUCUAGACACCGAGAGUGAGGAAAUUGUUGAGUUAAGAAGACAAGUUGUCCAACAACAGGCCAGUCUGCAAGAACUAAAGCACAAAAUUGAGUCAACAGAUCAGUUAAUCCUUGAGCUAGAGCAGCAGCAAGCUAGCAGCGAGCUUUUCGAGCUCCAGUCAGAAGAAGAGGAGCAGAUCAAGUUCUGGCUCAAUGAGCUCAAGGCAGAGGAAGUCUUUGAGAGAGACCUUCAGAAGCAAUUCCUUCAGAUAAAAGAGGAAGCUGCUGAGUGCAAAGCUAAGCUGGAAGAGUACAAACAGAAACUGCAAGUGAUGGACUUGAAAAACUUCCAGCAGCAAACAGGUCAUGAAGACGUCACUGGAGAAAAUAUCCAAGCAGAUAGGAAUAAACCUGCCCAAACAAGUGUCAAAGAAAUACAGAUCUCCGCAGAUGGAUCAUGUGGAGAUGCUGGAACACAAAGGGUGGUGACAACUCUGGAGUCCAAAUUCCCAUAUGUGCUUGUUUCAGCAAACCAAAUAUCAAAUCCUCCACUAAGUGGACCAGACGAACUGAGGGAAUGGUGGACGCGAUGGUCUCAGAGCCAGAAUCCAACAUCAGUGACAAAACAUAAGAGAGUUCACCGCUCUGAAAUCACCAUACAGUUGGGAAGCACUAGAGUUUAAGCACUCUGAAACAUCUUAACUCCUGUUUUGUUUAGGAUUCAUGGAUACCUCAUUUAAAAGAGUGCAAAGGCACAAUGUUUAAAGGUU